AUGUCGGCGGCAGCACGGUUAGCUGCAGCAGGAGCUCCGGUGUCGCUGCUGUCGCGGUUCCGCGGCGCGCUGGUCGCUUCAGUGGUGGGGGAUUGUGUAGGCGGCGAGUUUGAAGGAGCUGAAGAUGUUCCACUCGACCGAGUUCUUCAGCAUCUGAGUGGACUGGAGGAUGAAACCCGAGGAGACGGCAUUCUGCAGUACAGUGAUGACACGGCCAUGUUGCGCUGUGUAGCCCAGUCCCUUCUUACCAGGAUGGGAUUUGAUGAACAGGACAUGGCUCGCAGUUUCGCAAAGGAGUAUAGCCUCGCUCCAGGCCGUGGCUACGGAGCAGGAGUGGUUCAGGUUCUGCGAAAGCUUGCAUCGCCUCAGCUCAGUGACGUCUUUCAGCCAGCACGCGCUCAGUUUGGCGGGCGCGGCUCAUUCGGCAACGGAGGAGCAAUGAGAGCGGCACCUUUUGCCCUUGCGUUCAGAAAUAUUGCAGAUGUGAGAAGGUAUGCAAGGUUUGGUGCAAUGCUCACCCAUUCCUGCUCUCUGGGCUAUAAUGGUGCUGUGCUGCAGGCCCUCGCUGUUCACUUGUCCAUGCAAGGUGAUCUGGCCUUACCACAAAAAUUCAUCAGUAAACUCAUUUCAGAAAUGGAGGAAGUGGAGAAAGACGAGACGGCACGCAGCGACGCCAAAGUGCUUAAUUUAGCUGAAUUUCCAUAUUGUGCACGUUUGCACAGAGUCAAGGAGCUCAUGGAGCAGAAUAGCGUGAGCAUUGAGGAGGUCAUAUCAGAACUUGGGAACGGCAUUGCAGCCCUCGAGUCUGUGCCCACAGCUAUCUUCUGCGUGCUGCACUGUUUAGAGCCUCGUGAGGGUCUGUCAGAGCAUUAUGGUGGCCUGGAGAGGACAAUAGCCUACAGCUUAGCCUUGGGAGGCGACACCGACACCAUCGCAUGCAUGGCAGGUGCAAUCGCAGGUGCCCACUAUGGCAUCAGUGCCAUUCCCCAGAGUUGGCUGAAGAGCUGCGAAGGUGCAGUGGAAGCCGAGCAUCUGGCUGAGCGUCUUUACAAACUCUACAACGAUCGUGACAACGAUCAGCCACAAGACGGCCAUCCACAUACGAAAAGUACUGACUGAUCCAUUGCACAGUACUACGGAUAUACAUGCAUGGAACAUGACACAAGCAUACAGGUUGAGAAAACCCAUCUCUUGAUCGUAAGAAUAUGUUGUCUAUGUUGUGCAAAAAAAUUUACAGAUUAAAGAUCUAAAUCAGUUGCAUAUUGUCUGUUAAAUGGUGUAAGGCCAGAAAAUUUUAAAAGAUCCAUUUCAUGGUUAAGAAUGUUUUGUUAAAUUUGGUGUCUAACAUAAAUUUCAGCAUCUGUAAAUAAAGCAUCUGCUCAAAUGAA
Molecule: messenger RNA, 1388 nt
Organism: Hemibagrus wyckioides
Lineage: Eukaryota; Metazoa; Chordata; Actinopteri; Siluriformes; Bagridae
Gene: adprs
Product: ADP-ribosylserine hydrolase
Exons: 6
Coding region: 1-1119 (372 amino acids)
Cellular component (GO): nucleus; mitochondrion
Source: RefSeq, a predicted model, not a curated record